UAGCGUUCUUGGUAUUCCCGCGCUUGCCUCGCCUGGUCCUUGGUCACGUACGAAAAUGUUUGGAUGCUAGCGGCUGCGCCAACCGGAAAAGCGAAAGAUGAGCGGCCAGAAGCACCUGCGAUUGCGCUACUACACCUCGUUGGAGGAGGCGAUGCUGGUGCGGCUGUGGCGCGAGCACCUGCACGACAUACCCUCCUACACGGACAACCUGCCCAUUUUCCGGGAGAUCGCGUACGGGCUGCAGCAGCACGGCGUCCGCCUCAACAAGCAGGAGGCUCGCCGGCGCAUCAACAGCUACCGCAACAAGUAUUUGAACGAGCGCAGCCGCGCGGAGGGCAAUGCGGACUUCCUGACGGACUGGCGCCUCUAUCCGCUGAUCGACUGCCUCUUCCGUCCGGCGCGGCCGUCGGCGGACGUCUUCCACGCGCGCAAUGUCUUGGAGGCGGCCGCCGCGAGAGCCCGGUCGGAACUGCCCGCCCUGCCGCCACUGCCUCUCACGUGCUCCGCCCAGCUGAAGUUCGAGCGCGACCCGGACGGAAGCGCCUUCCUCGACCCCCAGCCCCUGGUGCACGCCGUAGUGAAGACAGAGCCGCGACAAGACGACCACCAUCAGCAGGUGAAGACUGAAUACAAUCCCACACAGGCGCCACUGGGAUUGGCGACUAACCACUGCGCGCCAGGAGUUGCUGCCGAGAGUGCCAUUCGGCGGGCACCACUCACGCCCGCAAACCACAUCCUGCCCGAGGCAGAGGAGUUGCCAUAUGCGGGCCACGCCAACGGCCAGUCGGACGUCGAACGUUCAGCGACCAAAAGGAGACGAGGACGACGUAGUAUUCUGCCCAACACGGGCAAGAUCACAAUGGCCGUGGUGGAGGAGCUGCGCAAGGAGAACAAGAUGCUCGAGGAGCAGAACGACGCCUGUCUGCAGGCGCUCGAGCACAAGGAGAAGCAGUUCCUCUCCAUGGAGCAGCACUUCCUGGCCUAUCUGGAGCGGCAGGAGACCUUGCUGGCGCAAAUACAGCAGAGGGUAAUCAAGCUGGAGCCCGACCGCGAUUACUAGCACGUCGGGAGGCGUUUGUGAGGCAGCUUAGCUUUAAGUAGGGUAUGGAUUCCCACCGGGAGUCUCGACGUAUUUCAUGUUGUUCCUUUCUCAGACACAGACGUCUAUUUCACUGGACGUACAAAGCAGCACAGCGAACCGAAGAUAUUUUAUUUCCUAACCUUUUCUUAUUAUAACGUCGUCAUAAGUAUUAAGUGUGUGCACAAAUCAGAUCUUGGAAAAGAUCUCUAUUUUUCGUUUGAGUCAUGUAUUCAAGAUGAAUUUCGAUUUAAGUUACAUUUGACGAAACAAAAACCAAGCAACUGUCUAAAAAAUAUAUUA
Drosophila erecta is the source of this 1381-nucleotide messenger RNA. RefSeq lists its product as uncharacterized. Gene Ontology annotation, biological process: positive regulation of DNA-templated transcription. Bases 98 to 1060 code for a protein of 320 amino acids. The transcript has 2 exons. Gene Ontology annotation, cellular component: nuclear body. The record is from RefSeq and is a predicted model, not a curated record. NCBI's taxonomy places the organism in Eukaryota, Metazoa, Arthropoda, Insecta, Diptera, Drosophilidae.